Molecule: messenger RNA, 4889 nt
Organism: Brienomyrus brachyistius
Lineage: Eukaryota; Metazoa; Chordata; Actinopteri; Osteoglossiformes; Mormyridae
Product: collagen alpha-1(I) chain-like
Exons: 51
Coding region: 149-4501 (1450 amino acids)
Molecular function (GO): protein binding; extracellular matrix structural constituent
Source: RefSeq, a predicted model, not a curated record
UUACUACUUAGUUUAGGCAGUAGGGAGUUUCUCCUGGGGUCUGGAUUGGAGAUACGGAAGACCGGACCCUGCCUUGUAUGACUGGAGUCUAAAGGAACAAAAAAACUUUCCCCUCGCCUCAAAGAGUCUACAUGUCUAAUAUUUAGACAUGUUCAGCUUUGUGGAUAUUCGGCUAGCUCUCUUGCUGGCUUCAACGGUGCUUCUGGCAAGAUGUCAAGGCGAGGAUGAUCGCCCAGCUGGUAGCUGCACGUUGGACGGCCAGUUGUACAACGACAAGGACGUAUGGAAACCGGAGCCCUGCCAGAUCUGCGUGUGCGACAGCGGCACCGUCAUGUGCGAUGACGUCAUCUGUGAAGAUACAUCUGACUGCCCCAAUCCGGAAAUCCCCUUCGGGGAAUGUUGCCCCAUCUGCCCCGAUGGCCCACAGGGACCUCAGAUUCAGGGCCCCAAAGGCGACCGAGGUGCCAAAGGGGACAGGGGUCUUCCUGGGCUGCCUGGUAAUAACGGCAUUCCUGGCGAACCCGGUCGUCGCGGCGAACCCGGCCCCCCCGGCCUCCCCGGACCUCCUGGCCUUGGUGGAAACCUUGCUCCUCAAAUGUCUUUUGGAUAUGAUGAGAAAUCUGCAGGAGUGUCUGUCCCAGGACCGAUGGGUCCAAUGGGUCCCCGUGGUCCUCCUGGCCCCCCUGGUUCUAGCGGACCUCAAGGUUUUACCGGCCCCCCCGGUGAGCCCGGUGAAGCUGGCUCUCCUGGUCCCAUGGGUGCACGUGGGGCAGCUGGUCCACCAGGAAAGAACGGAGAUGAUGGUGAGUCUGGCAAGCCUGGCCGUCCUGGAGAGCGAGGUCCAUCUGGCCCACAGGGUGCUCGUGGCUUCCCAGGAACCCCAGGUCUCCCUGGCAUCAAGGGACACAGAGGUUUCAGCGGUCUAGAUGGAGCUAAGGGUGAGACUGGCCCUGCUGGACCCAAGGGCGAGCCUGGUGCAGCUGGCGAGAACGGAACUCCUGGCGCAAUGGGUCCUCGUGGUCUCCCUGGUGAGAGAGGCCGUGCUGGUCCUCCUGGUACCGCUGGUGCCCGCGGCAACGAUGGGGCAGCUGGAGCCGCUGGUCCUCCUGGACCAACUGGGCCUGCUGGUCCCCCUGGAUUCCCCGGUGGUCCUGGAGUUAAGGGUGAGUUAGGACCUCAGGGAGCCCGCGGUGCAGACGGACCCCAAGGAGCUCGCGGUGAGCCCGGCAACCCUGGACCCGCCGGAGCUGCUGGGCCUUCAGGAAAUCCUGGUGCUGAUGGUGCCUCUGGUGCUAAGGGCGCCCCUGGCCCUGCUGGUAUUGCUGGUGCUCCCGGCUUCCCUGGACCCCGUGGUCCUUCUGGGCCCCAGGGUGCUGCAGGAGUUCCUGGUCCAAAGGGUAACACUGGCGAGGCUGGUGCUCCUGGUGUGAAGGGAGAGGCCGGUGCUAAAGGAGAGGGUGGCCCCCCUGGAGUCCAGGGCCCGCCUGGCCCUUCUGGAGAGGAGGGAAAGCGAGGCCCCCGUGGGGAGGCUGGUGCCAUUGGAGCUCGUGGACCCACUGGCGAGCGUGGUGCUCCUGGCGGCCGUGGUUUCCCUGGUGCUGAUGGAUCCGCUGGACCUAAGGGUGUCCCCGGUGAGCGAGGACCUGCCGGACUUGUGGGCCCCAAGGGUGCCGCAGGUGAACCCGGUCGGAAUGGUGAGCCUGGCAUGCCAGGAUCCAAGGGUAUGACUGGCAGCCCGGGCAGCCCUGGUCCUGAUGGCAAGUCUGGUGCUCCUGGUCCUGCUGGGCAAGAUGGCCGCCCUGGUCCUCCUGGCUCUGUUGGAGCUAGAGGUCAGCCUGGAGUCAUGGGAUUCCCUGGACCAAAGGGUGCUGCUGGUGAGCCUGGCAAGCCUGGAGAAAAAGGUGUGAUGGGACCGAUUGGCGCUACUGGGGCUCCUGGAAAAGAUGGCGAUGUUGGUGCUCCUGGUGCUCCUGGCCCUGUUGGACCUGCUGGUGAGAGGGGUGAGCAGGGCCCUAGUGGUCCCCCUGGAUUCCAGGGUCUUCCUGGACCUCAAGGUGCCUCUGGUGAGCCCGGCAAGCCUGGUGAGCAGGGUACUCCUGGUGAUGCAGGCGCCCCGGGAGUUGCUGGAUCUAGGGGUGAUAGAGGUUUCCCUGGUGAGCGUGGUGCCCCUGGGGCUACUGGUCCUGUAGGUGCCCGUGGAUCUCCCGGCUCCCCUGGUAACGAUGGUGCCAAGGGUGAAACUGGUGCUCUAGGGGCUCCAGGAGCCCAAGGUCCUCCUGGUCUCCAGGGCAUGCCUGGAGAGCGUGGCGCUGCUGGUCUGCCAGGCCUUAAGGGUGACAGAGGUGAUCACGGUGCCAAGGGCACAGAUGGUGCCCCUGGUAAGGAUGGCAUUCGCGGUAUGACCGGCCCCAUUGGUCCUCCCGGCCCUGCUGGUGCUCCUGGCGACAAAGGUGAGACUGGUCCUGCUGGUCCUCUUGGUCCUACUGGUGCCCGCGGUCCUCCUGGUGAGCGUGGCGAGACUGGUGCUGUUGGACCUGCUGGAUUCGCUGGACCUCCUGGUGCUGACGGUACACCUGGUGCUAAGGGAGAGACCGGUGACAGUGGUGCUAAAGGUGAAGCUGGUACACCCGGACCUCCUGGACCUACUGGUGCCCCUGGACCCCAGGGUGCUGUUGGUUCUACUGGACCGAAAGGUACCCGUGGAGCUGCCGGACCUCCUGGUGCUACCGGAUUCCCUGGUGCUGCUGGCAGAGUUGGACCUCCCGGCCCUUCUGGUAACCCCGGCCCUCCUGGUCCUUCUGGGCCUCCUGGAAAGGAGGGACAGAAGGGUGUCCGCGGUGAAACUGGGCCUGCUGGUCGCACUGGUGAAGUCGGUGCCGCCGGUGCCCCCGGGACUCCCGGUGAGAAAGGUGCCCCCGGUGCUGAUGGCCCCUCUGGCUCUUCUGGCAUUCCCGGGCCUCAGGGUAUCGCUGGACAGCGGGGCAUCGUCGGCCUCCCCGGACAGAGAGGCGAGCGCGGAUUCCCCGGCCUCUCUGGCCCGUCCGGAGAGCCUGGAAAGCAGGGACCCAACGGACCGUCUGGUGAACGUGGACCUCCCGGACCCAUGGGCCCACCUGGGCAGUCUGGUGCUCCCGGUGAACCUGGCCGUGAGGGUACUCCUGGUAAUGAGGGUCCUGCUGGUCGUGAUGGUGCUGCCGGUGCCAAGGGAGACCGUGGUGAGACUGGUUCUGCUGGUCCAAAUGGUCCCCCUGGUCCUCCUGGGGCCCCUGGUCCUGUUGGCCCCGCUGGAAAGACCGGUGAUCGUGGAGAGACUGGACCUGCUGGCGUUGCUGGUGCCCUUGGCCCUCCAGGACCUCGUGGCCCUGCUGGCCCGCUUGGUGCUCGUGGUGACAAGGGUGAGACUGGAGAAGCUGGUGAGAGAGGCAUGAAGGGCCACAGAGGCUUUACUGGUCUGCAGGGACCCCCUGGACCGUCUGGACCCUCUGGUGACCAAGGACCCGCUGGAGCUUCUGGCCCUGCUGGAGCCAGAGGUCCCGCUGGCAGUGCUGGCUCUCCUGGUAAAGAUGGCAUGAACGGUCUGCCCGGACCUAUGGGACCUCCUGGACCUCGUGGUCGUACUGGUGAAAUUGGACCUGCUGGUCCUCCUGGACCUCCUGGGCCCUCUGGACCUCCUGGAGCACCUGGUGGCGGAUUCGACAUGGGCUUUAUUAGCCAGCCAGCCCAGGAGAAGGCACCAGAUCCCUUCCGUCUCUACCGUGCUGAUGAUGCCAAUGUGAUGCGUGACCGCGACCUGGAAGUGGAUACCACCCUCAAGUCCUUGAGCCAGCAGAUUGAAAACAUCCGCAGCCCUGAUGGCACCAAGAAGAACCCUGCUCGCACCUGCCGUGACCUGAAGAUGUGCCAUCCUGACUGGAAGAGCGGUGAAUACUGGAUUGACCCUGACCAGGGCUGUCCUCAAGAUGCCAUUAAAGUGUACUGCAACAUGGAGACUGGCGAGACCUGCGUCUACCCAACUGAGGCUGAGGUGCCCAAGAAGAACUGGUACACAAGCAAGAACGCCAAGGAGAAGAAGCACGUCUGGUUCGGCGAGGCAAUGACUGAUGGCUUCCAGUUCGAGUACGGAGGCCAAGACUCCAACGUCGAGGAUGUCAACAUUCAGCUGACCUUCCUGCGCCUGAUGUCCACUGAAGCCUCCCAGAACAUCACAUACCACUGCAAAAACAGCAUUGCCUACAUGGACCAGCAGGCUGGGAACCUGAAGAAGGCCCUCCUCCUGCAAGGAUCUAACGAGAUCGAGAUCAGAGCUGAGGGCAAUAGUCGCUUCACGUACAGCGUCGCUGAGGACGGCUGCACGUCACACACUGGCACAUGGGGCAAGACAGUCAUUGACUACAAGACAACGAAAACAUCGCGCCUGCCUGUUAUUGACAUCGCUCCUAUGGACGUUGGUGCACCCAACCAGGAAUUUGGCAUUGAAAUUGGCCCGGUUUGCUUCUUGUAAAAAAACAAUUGUGGACUUGAAAUUGUUUUUUUUUUUUCCUAGCAGUUGUCUCUCUAAAAACUUUCCUAUGCAUUAAGAAAACGUAAACUCCAUUUGGCCACAAAUGGUCCACUUGCUUAAAACUGCACUUAUGAAGACGGUGUUUGUGUGUUGUCAGUUUUGGGGGAAAUGGGACCACUAUUUUUUUACCAACAUCUUACAUCAAAGAUACCAAAGACUCAUUCGUGUCGCCCGGAACAAGAAAAUAAUAUAUACGUGUAAAGUGUAAAAUUCCCCUGGAGAAAAAUAAACAGGUGAUUUUUGCAGUUUUUCAUACCAGUGUGGAAGGACAAAAAAAACCAAAUGCUUUGUACCGUUUACAGGUAUUAAAUAAAUUUGAAAAAUGACA